UUCCAACUUCUAAGCAUGGGUUUUGCCACAUCACUGCGCAUGCGCGCCAUCCUGACGCGCGCGUCGCUUGACAGGCAUCAGCGGCGCGUUCCCGACAGUAGACGUUGCUGCUCAGGCUUCAAGAUGGCGGAAGCCCUGACAACUCAAGAGGAGGUGGCGGUGGAGGAGUUCCUGGCUGAGCUGAGGUGCCGGGAACAGUCUCAGAAUGCAGAUCUUGUCAGUCAGAUGACAGCAGUUAAGUUCCUCAUGGCAAGAAAGUUUGACGUCUCCAGAGCCAUAGACCUCUUUCAGGCUUACAAGAACACCAGAAUAAAGGAAGGCAUCUACAAUAUUAACCCAAAUGAGGAGCCUUUAAGAAGCGAGUUACUCAGUGGGAAAUUCACAGUUCUGCCUGGUCGUGACGCGAAAGGUGCGGCUUUGGCACUUUUUACAGCACGUCUCCAUCGGCCAGACCUCACUACCCAUAAGGCCGUUCUUCAGGCCAUUAUAUAUCAGCUGGACAAGGCCAUUGAGAGCGUUCAGACACAGAGAGAUGGGCUCAUUUUCAUCUAUGAUAUGACUAACUCCACAUACGCCAAUUUUGACUAUGAGCUUUGCGUCAAGAUUUUGAAUCUGCUUAAAGGGGCUUUCCCUGCUCGUCUGAAAUGUGUCUUUAUUGUGUCGUCUCCGCUGUGGUUCAGAGCUCCGUUUGCGGUACUCCGUCUGUUUGUGAGAGAGAAACUGAGAGAGAGGGUGUGUACUGUAAAAGCCCACGAACUGGUCAAUCACAUACCGGUCAGCUCUCUUCCAGAACAUUUGGGUGGCUCGUCACAGUAUAGUCACAUUGCUUGGAUCCAGUCCUGUGUCAACUCCAGCCCCAACCACCCCAAUAACUCACCCUGCGUCACUGCGGACUGCUUGGGCAGUCUGCUCCGCUCCUACUCCAUGGAGCAUGGCCAGAACACUUCAGUAGACCCCUUAACUGCCAAUACUUCAGGGGCCACUCUUCUGGGGGAUGGACUGAACUCAAACUGCCCCAUACUGGAUGACGGAAAUGCCAACCUUCAGAACCACAGGACAGCGGGACAUGCACAUUGGAACGGCUCUGUACUGCCAGGUUCAGGGGGACUCUUGGGGUCCAACGCCAAUGUCGUCAAUGGCCGUGGCUGGCAGCCGCCACCACAGUCAGACACUCCCCCAGACACACCGCUGCAUCAAAAACACACAGCAGGUGCCAUAAUACCAGGAGAUAACGGGACUGUCGGUGUGGAAGGUGCAUGUUUGGCCUACAGUAGGCAGGAUGGCAAUGGUGCUGAGGACUACCAACAGGAUGUUGAGUUUCUGGAAGAGGAAGUGGGCGGGGGAGAUGGUGUUCCACCCCUCCCGCUGAAAUCAAGGCCGGCUCCUCUCCAUCACAGCUCUGCCCCAGAUAUGAGCUGGUUACCGGGAACGGAAACGGCUGCCUUGUCGGUACAUGUGUCUGAGCCAGGCGGAAUGAGUGUGCACGAUCUGGUGCAGCAUGUCAAACGUAAAAAGAAAAAGGGAAUUUAUCAGGAGUAUGAGGAGAUCCGCAAAGAACCUCCUGCUGGAACCUUUGACUACUCUAAGAAAGCCUCUAACCAGAUAAAGAAUCGCUACAGUGAUGUCCUUUGCCUUGACCAAUCACGUGUUCGACUUUGUCCGCUCAACAAUGAGGAUGAUGAGACGUCUGACUACAUAAAUGCAAGUUUCAUGGAUGGUUACAAGAGGAGCAAUGCUUACGUCGCCACUCAGGGGCCUUUGCCAAAAACAUUUGGAGACUUUUGGCGAAUGGUGUGGGAGCAAAUGGUUUUAAUAAUUGUUAUGACUACAAGAGUUGUGGAGCGAGGCCGAGUGAAAUGCGGACAGUACUGGCCAUUAGAGGCUGGCCGCACUGAGGAUUAUGGGUACUUUUUGGUGAGAAAUGUCAAUAUUGAGAUGUUUCAGGACUUUAAGCUGUCACACCUGGAGCUCUUCAACACUCAGACGGGGGAAUGUAGGGAAGUGUCUCAUUAUCUCUACAUGAGCUGGCCAGAUUUUGGUGUUCCGAAGUCAGCGUCGGCCAUGUUGGAUUUCCGGGCACAUGUGAAACAGAGACAAGAGUCCUCAUUACGAACACUGUAUCCUGAUUGGACGGGACCCCCAGAAGGCCCCCCUGUGGUGGUGCACUGCAGCGCAGGCAUCGGCCGAACAGGCACGUUUUGUACUUUGGACAUUUGUCUCUCUCGUCUGGAGGACAUCGGGACAGUGGACAUUAAGCAGACGGUGCGUCGCAUGCGGACGCAGCGUGCCUUCAGCAUCCAAACGUGGGACCAGUACUACUUCUGCUAUAAAGCAGUGAUCGAGUAUGCCCAACAGAGCGGCCUGCUGCAGCCCGUGGAGUGGUCCGACACCGAGCUGGAGACCGACAGCGAGUAAAGCAGGAAAAACAGAACUCGCACGAGAGGGACACAAAAGGCACAGAAGGAAAAGAAGCCGUCUUUCCCCUCUCUUGGCCACAGGUAGACUCCACCUCCGAGGAAGGAGAGGAGGAUGCUUUCGUCCUGCCACUUUUCAAGCCCUUCUUUUCACUCGGAUCCAGACGACAUCAGAGAUUGUGGCUUGAUGUACGAGUUGUAGCAAUUUUUCUUUUUUUCCAUUUUGUCUUUUUUAUAAACACUGACUUGCACAUGUGGAAUGACAAACUUGAAAAAUCCAGUUUAUCCUAUUACCUGAUCUUUUUUUUAUGCUCAAAGUGUUGUCGAAAUUCAAUAUCGCUCAACUUGAGGGUUAAAUUCACACUUUUUAUCAAAAGUGUAAAAACACAAAA
Carassius gibelio (silver crucian carp) is the source of this 2806-nucleotide messenger RNA. Its product is annotated as tyrosine-protein phosphatase non-receptor type 9. The transcript is spliced from 13 exons. Gene Ontology annotation, molecular function: protein tyrosine phosphatase activity. The coding region runs from base 16 to 2415 and encodes 799 amino acids. Gene Ontology annotation, biological process: protein dephosphorylation. NCBI's taxonomy places the organism in Eukaryota, Metazoa, Chordata, Actinopteri, Cypriniformes, Cyprinidae. The record is from RefSeq and is a predicted model, not a curated record.